CGGGGAAUCACAGCGUCAAUGCCGACACGUCAUCAGAGGGAGCACCGACCCCCACCUCCAUCGUCUCCCCUUCUCUCCACACUCCCGGAAUGGAAGUUCCGCCCACUGAGGCAAAGCCAGGGAGAAAGGGAAAGAAGGUGUGCAUGUGUGCCGAGGCUGCGGCCCGGCCUCAGCCAGACUCUGCCUGCAACGGCCUCAAGGGUGGAGGAGUGAGAGAGAGAGAGAGAGAGAGAGAGAGGGAGCGAGCGAGAAAGAGAGACUGUGAAUGAGUGUUCCUCCAUGAAGAAGAAGAAUCGGGGUCGGACGUCAGCGCUUCUCAGCUGUACACGCGCGCACAGCCUCAGUACACCGACGGCGCGGCGCCAUGCUGAAGCCGGGCGAGGCAUCGGCAGCCGCGGCUUCGGCGGCGUCGGCCUUUCUCAAAGUGGACGCGUCGUCGUACCUGCAUCACUGGCAGCAGCUUUUCCCGCACACGCCGCUCAAGCCGCCCCUACCGUCGCCCUCGGGCCCUCCGCGCUGCACCUCCUCGUCGGGCGUCUCCACCGCCGCCGCCCUGGCGCCCGCCUCCUCUUCUUCCUCUGUCGUGGUCGCCCAACUUCCUCUCGCCCAGCACAUGGUGCUCUACGGGCAAACCCUGGCCCCGGCGGCCCCCGGGGGUCCCGGAGGGGACGUGCUGGGGGUGGUCCCCCCUGCCGAGAACCCCACAGUGGGCCGCCUACUGCAGGUGAAGGAGCAGAGCUGCGGAGGCGUAGGGGUGGUGUCAUCUAGCGUGAAGAGCAUCGGCGGCGGCGGCGAGGAAAGCGGCAAGACGGCGACGUCGAUCGCGGCGGGGGGCAGGAUGAAGCUGACCGCCGAGGAGCUGGACUACUUCCUGUACGGACAACAAAGGAUGGAGAUCAUACCCAUCAACAGCCACAACGGAGAUGUCAACAAUCGCUGCGACAUGUGUGCGGACAACCGUAAUGGUGAGUGUCCCAUGCAUGGACCGCUCCACUCUCUGAGGAGGUUGGUGGGCACCAGCAGCGCCACUCCGGCACCCCUCACCCUUCCCGACCUUCCUGACUGGCUCAGAGAUCUUCCCCGAGAGGUGUGUCUGUGCACCAGUACACUUCCCGGGCUUGGGUACGGAAUCUGCGCGGCCCAGAGAAUUCCCCAGGGCACCUGGAUCGGACCCUUCCAGGGCACACCCCUCAUGCUAGACAAGGUCCGCUGUGGAGCCUCCAGGAACACGCGGCACUUGUGGGAGAUUUACGAUUCCGAGGGAACGUUGUGUCACUUCCUAGACGGCAACGAUCCUGCUAAAUCAAGCUGGAUGAGGUACAUCCGAUGCGCUCGACACUGCGGAGAGCAGAACAUGAUGGUCGUUCAGUACAGGUCUAGUAUCUUCUACCGGGCAUGUCUGGACAUCCCUCGAGGAAGCGAGCUUCUUGUGUGGUACAAUGACUCGUAUACUUCCUUCUUCGGAAUUCCGCUGCAAUGCGUCGCCCAGGACGAAAACUUGAACGUCCCCGCGUCUGUGUCGGAGGUGAUGUCUCGUCAGGAGUCCUUACAACAACAACAAUCCUUUAGCAAGAUCGGCAAAGCGUCAUCCGUGGCCUCGUCUUUGUCGUCGUCCGUGAGGUCCAUGGUGUUUCCUCAGGCGACGUGCAGCAAAAGCUUUUCCAUGCUGGACAAGAGCGGUGCAGCAUUCCCAUCAUCUGAGUCAUCCUUCGGCCAGCUCUCCUCCAAGAACCAAAGAGUCCUGGCUAGUCCCACAUCCACCAGCCAGCUGAGUAGCGAGUUCAGCGACUGGCAUCUGUGGAAGUGUGGACAGUGUUUCAAGACAUUCACGCAGAGGAUCCUGCUACAGAUGCACGUUUGUCCGCAGAACCCAGACAGACCGUACCAGUGCGGCCACUGCUCGCUGUCCUUCUCGCAGCCGUCGGAGUUGCGCAACCACGUAGUGACGCACUCGAGCGACCGACCCUUCAAGUGCGGUUACUGCGGCCGGGCAUUUGCCGGGGCCACCACGCUCAACAACCACAUACGCACGCACACUGGCGAGAAGCCCUUCAAGUCGGGUCGCAGGGGCAGUAGUUUUAGCAGGGACACCCAGACGUCCCUCUCCCGAGUCACUUCAUCCAGCUCUUCCCGGGCCAGCUGAGAGACGAGACAUAGUCGCCCCAACGUGUCCGAGGCCAUCUCCAAGGUCUCCUGCCAGUGUGACGUGCCUGGAACACUUCGCCAGGGAGGCGUCCGGGAGGCAUCUGAAUCAAAUGCCUCAGCCACCUCAUCUGGCUCCUCUCGAUGCGGAGGAGCAGCGGCUCGACACCGAGCCAAUCCCGGAUGACCGAGGUUCUCACUAUCUGAACGGAGAGUCCGGACACCCUACGGAGGAAACUAAUUGCGGCCGCUUGUAUCCGAGAUCUUGUUCUUUCGGUCAUGACACACAGCUCGUGACUAUAGGUAAGGUUAGGAACGUAGAUCGACCGGUGAAUUGAGAGCAUCACUUUUUGGCUUAGCUCCCUCUUUACCAUGACGAGCCGAUCCAAAGGCCGCGUUACUGCAGAUACUGCACCGAUCUGCCUGAUGAUCUCUUCCCUCACGUGUGAACAAGAUCCCAAGAUACUUGAACUCCUCCACUUGGGGCAAGAUCUCAUCACCAACCUGUCCCACUAAGGACAAUGGUCUCAAAUUUGGAGGUGCUUAUUCUCAUCCCAGCUGGUUCACACUCGGUUUUGAACAAUUCUCGUAAGGAUGUGAGAUUCCUCCUCUCCAGGACACCUGUAUAGCUCUUACCAGUGAGAUUGAGGAGUGUGAUCCCCCUGUAGUUGGAACACACCCUCCAUUCCCCCUUCUUAAAAACACCCAGUCUGCCAAUCCAGAGGAACUGUCCCCGAUGUCCACGCGAUGUUGCAGAGGCUCGUCAUCCAGGACAGGCCCACAACAUCCAGAGCCUUUAGGAAUUCCGGGUGAGUCUCACUGCCACCAGGGAGCUUUUCAAUCACCUUGGUGAUAUCCAUCCCACACAAAAGACACCCCGGCUCAGAGAACCCCGACUGUGCUCCCUCAUGGGAAGGCGUAUCGGUGGAAUUGAGGACGUCUUCAAAGUAUUCUCCCCACCGACUUAGAAUGUCCUGAGUUGAGGUCAGCAGGACCCCAUCCUCAUUAUACACAGUGUUGAUGGUGCACUGCUUCCCCCUGCUGAGAUGCCGAAUGGUGAACUGGAAUUUCCGCAAAGCUAUCUGGAAGUCGGCAGCACAGUGCCACGACUGGUUAAAGCAUCAUCUUCACAGUUCUGAGGGCCAGGUUCAAAUCUCAAUCCCGCCUGUGAGGAGUUUGGAUGUUCUCACCAUGCGUGUGUGGGUUUUCUCUGGGCACUCCAGUAUCCUCGCACAUCCAAAUAGAUUGGAGACUUUAAAUUGCACUUAGGGUGUACCCUGCAUAUCUGGAUACCUCAUCAAAUUCCUCUCAUGGCUGAGUUUUUACUUCAGCGACCACCAAAGCUUCAUUCUGCCUGGGCACCUGGCAGCUAUCAUCUGCCUCACAUACCAAAAAGGCCCGAUAGAACUCCUUCAGCUUGAAGGCAUCCCUCACUGUAGGUGUCCACCAACAGGUUCAGGGAUUUCCGCCACAACAGGCACUAACCAUAUUAUGGCCACAGCUGCGGUCGACCACCUCAGCAAUGGAGGCGUGGAACAUGAUCCACCCGGACUUAAUGUCCACCACAACCCAGAAGAUAAGAAAAGUUCUGUCGAAGGUGGGAGUUGAAACUCCUUCUGACAGGGAUUCUUCCAGAUGUUCCCGGCAGACCAUCACAAUACAUUUGGGAUGGACCGGCAUCUUCCCUCCCCAUCGGAACCAACCCACCAACAGGUGUUUAUCUGUUGACAGCACCGCCCCUCUCUUCACCUGAGUGUCCAAGACAUGCGGCCGCAAAGUUGAUCAUCGAACUGCGACCUGGGGUGUCCUGGUGCCAAGUGCACGUGUGGACAUUUUUAUCUUUGAACAUGUUAUUUGUU
Messenger RNA from Syngnathoides biaculeatus (alligator pipefish), 4001 nucleotides. RefSeq names its product PR domain containing 6 (gene prdm6). Gene Ontology annotation, cellular component: nucleus. The transcript is spliced from 11 exons. The record is from RefSeq and is a predicted model, not a curated record. Bases 365 to 2143 code for a protein of 592 amino acids. Lineage: Eukaryota; Metazoa; Chordata; Actinopteri; Syngnathiformes; Syngnathidae. Gene Ontology annotation, molecular function: histone methyltransferase activity; protein binding.